Larimichthys crocea (large yellow croaker) is the source of this 1904-nucleotide messenger RNA. Its product is annotated as alanine--glyoxylate aminotransferase 2, mitochondrial. Lineage: Eukaryota; Metazoa; Chordata; Actinopteri; Sciaenidae. The transcript has 14 exons. Gene Ontology annotation, biological process: glyoxylate catabolic process. Gene Ontology annotation, molecular function: L-alanine:glyoxylate transaminase activity; pyridoxal phosphate binding. The coding region runs from base 128 to 1678 and encodes 516 amino acids. Gene Ontology annotation, cellular component: mitochondrion. The record is from RefSeq and is a predicted model, not a curated record.
UGCAGCGUGGGACCACCCCAGAAAGUUUGUAAAGAAAGAAAGUUUGAACAGCUAGUCAGCUGCUGCUCGGUGUCAGACGGGGACGGUAGCCGUAAAGAUAGCUUCGUUUCCUCUGUUACUGCUCAACAUGUUUAAAGUUGUCUCCCGUCUGAGUGGCCGCUGUGCAGCUGUAACAGGACAGUCCUGCUCUCGGCCUCGUUUGUCCAAAAUACACUUGGCAAGUGGUGCAUUAUGUCAGAAAACAGCCUUCGCAUUUCAUUCCACAGAAGUCCCAGACAUGCCCCCGUGCAAUUUCAAACCAGAGGAAUACAAGGGUAUGUCCAAAGAGCGGAUGUUGGAGAUCCGCAGACAAAAUUGCAACCCCAUGACCAUGAGGGUCACCUACUAUAAGAAACCAGUGUUCAUCCACCAGGGACACAUGCAGUGGCUGUGGGAUGUAGACGGGAGACGAUAUCUGGAUCUCUUUGCUGGUGUGGCUACUGUCAGUGUGGGCCACUGCCACCCGAAAGUUACAGCAGCAGCAGAGCAUCAGCUGAAGAGACUGUGGCAUACCACAAACAUUUACGUCUAUCCCCCUCUGCAUGAGUAUUGUGAGAAACUAGCCUCCUACCUCCCAGAUCCACUUAAGGUGAUAUAUCUGACCAACAGCGGCUCAGAAGCCAAUGACCUGGCUAUGUUGAUGGCUCGACUUCACACUGGCAACUUUGACAUCAUCACUUUCAGAGGAUCAUACCAUGGUGGUAGCCCACAGACCAUGGGUCUUACUUCUAACGCAGCAUAUAAAUACCCCAUUGCCAAUGGUUUAGGCUGCACAAAUACCAUGUGUCCUGAUGUGUUCAGAGGUCCGUGGGGAGGAAACCACUGCAGGGACUCUCCUGUGCAGACCAUCAGAGAAUGUAGCUGUGCCCAAGGUCACUGCAUGGCAAAUGAGCAAUACAUCGGACAGCUCAAAGAGACAUUAGCUACAAGUGUCCCAAAUCAAAUUGCUGCUUUCUUUGGAGAGCCGAUUCAGGGAGUUGGAGGAGCUGUGCAGUACCCUAAAAACUUCCUCAAGGAGGCUUACAAACUUGUGAGAGAGAGAGGAGGGGUCUGCAUUGCUGAUGAGGUCCAGACUGGAUUUGGGCGAACAGGAAGCCACUUCUGGGGUUUCCAAGGUCAUGACGUUAUUCCUGAUAUGGUUACAAUGGCAAAGGGCAUUGGUAAUGGAUUUCCAAUGGGAGCUGUUGUCACAACACCAGAAAUUGCAGCCUCGUUUACCAAAGGGGUUCACUUUAACACCUUUGGAGGAAAUCCUGUGGCUUGUGCGAUUGCUUCAUCAGUGCUUGAUACUAUCAAAGAAGACGGCUUGCAGCAGAACAGUCUUAAUGUGGGCACAUAUCUGAUGAAAGAACUGGCAAAACUCAGAGACAAGUAUGAGAUUAUCGGUGAUGUCCGUGGAAAAGGCCUGCAGAUUGGAGUGGAAAUGGUCAAAGACAAGGCCAGCAGGGACCCGCUGUCUCCUGAGGCGAUGAAUGAGAUCUUUGAGGACGUCAAAGACAUGGGAGUCCUGAUAGGGAAAGGAGGACUUUACGGACAGACCUUCCGCAUCAAACCGCCCAUGUGCAUCACGAUGGAAGAUGCAGAUUUCUUUCUGGCAGUUUUUAACAAGUCCAUUCACGACUACAUGGCAAAAAGAUGAGAGUCAGCUGGACUCAUCAUUGUCAAAGACCAAAAGUGGAAACCUGCUCUGCAGUGGAAUACACUUUUUGGAAAUCUUUUAAAAUGGUAAAAAUGUCAGUAUUUGUCAGCAUGUUGACCUUCUGGGCCUUUACAUAGCAAUUGUAAAAAGGUAUUUUUGAAAUUAUGUUUUAACAUGUUGUAAUUAGUGUAAUUAUUAAUGAUUUACCACAUUUUAAUAAACUACC